Phragmites australis (common reed) is the source of this 1029-nucleotide messenger RNA. RefSeq lists its product as uncharacterized. The coding region runs from base 200 to 781 and encodes 193 amino acids. The record is from RefSeq and is a predicted model, not a curated record. NCBI's taxonomy places the organism in Eukaryota, Viridiplantae, Streptophyta, Magnoliopsida, Poales, Poaceae. The transcript is spliced from 2 exons.
CCCCGCCUCCCCCUUCCAACACAACCCUUUCCAUUACCGAAAAUUCCGCCACCGCCGCCUCCCUUAAAACCCUCUCCCCCUCCGCCGGCGCCGCCAGCUGUUGCCCCGUCGGUGGGGAUUCCGUCACUGGCGGGGCGGGACGGGCGGGUCGGUUCGCUCGUUCUAAUAGGACAAGGGAGGAGGGCGACAGGAUUUCGAGAUGGUGCUGUGGGAGCUGACGGCGAUCACCGCCUACUUCCUGGGUCUCAGGCGAACCUACCGCCUCGCGCUCCGCAUCCAGCGCCGCCUCAUCCCGCCCAACCGCCCUAGGAUCCGGGGCUUCGUCCACAGGCGAACACGGGAUGUCUUUAAUGUUGCAGUGUCAGUGCACAAGAACAUUCAGCAGAGGGACCUAGAAGUUGGUCGGAACCUUGGAAACACGAUCCUUCGUUGGCUUGAUCGCAUGAAGCCAUCGGCAGAGAUUCGCCCCCGUCCUCCAGGCCUGUCAAAUGGCAGCUCAGAGCAAUUCAGACAUCUUUCAAGCACCAGCAGGACUGCAGGAGCUCAGAAGACCACCUCCAAAGCUUCUCCGCGCGAUUCCAGUGGAAAGAUGCUGUUCUCACGCUUGAACAUUCGACCAAAGUCCUUCCCCGUGCUGCCUACAAUGACCCAGCCCAACAGAAUCAGCGUGAGCAGCCAGUGCAGGCGCAUUACCUACUCGUCGUUCCCAUCAGUCACCGCGAAGAGGAAGGAUCUGAUGGAGAGCGUUUUUCGCAAGGACAUUGCUCAGCUGAUGGCGUAAGGAUUUGUGCCUUCUUUUUAGGCAAAGAUGUAUACUGCUUUUUGGAACUUGAAGAUUAUCACCCCACCGAAUUUUCGCCCAGAACAGACGUCUAAUGUGUCCUGUAAUAAUGUAGCGCAGAGGGAAAUUGUUGCAGCUCUGCAAGUUUAACCAAUGCUCGGAUAAACAUCACAUCAGAUUGGAUAACGAACAAGUUAGUACAGGAGUUGCUGUAUGAGAAUUGAGAAAUCAGAUGCCUUUUAGUUUCA